Molecule: messenger RNA, 2481 nt
Organism: Caenorhabditis sp. 36 PRJEB53466
Lineage: Eukaryota; Metazoa; Nematoda; Chromadorea; Rhabditida; Rhabditidae
Source: the annotation of a GenBank genome assembly
AUGAAGACAAGCACUUCGAAAGAGAAAUUAUGCGCAGAAGAUUCGCGACUAAUGUACAAUAAGCUCAUCAACUCACAAAAGACGAACUUUGAUAUCGGCGCGAUAGGUAAAACUGAUUUUUUGUUCUUUUUUGAAGAAUUGGUUUUUAUAGGUAUGAUGCAUUUGGUGGAUGAAAUUGAUCGUCUCCGGAAACUGUGGAAGGAGGCGGAAGAAAGCAGGCAGCAGGCGGUUCUGGAAACAAGGAAAAUGGAAGAAGCACUCGCGUAAAACCAAUUUUUAUAAGAACUCUUUUUAGUUGUACAUUUUGUUGCAGAAAAGCUCGAAAAGAGCUCACAAUGUCCGAUAUCGACGUGAAGGAUCACAAAAAGCACUUGCGUGCGAUGAUGGAAGAGAACAAGGCGCUGAAGUUGGAUUUGAAUGUUUAUGAGACCCGCGAAAAGCAGCUGAAGGAGGCGGUGAAGAACGGAGUGUUCGACAGUCUCACCAAAGAAGACCGCGAUCAGUUUGCCUUUCUCCGGGAGCCGCUUCGCCGCAAUCACUCGCAACGAGUCCACCAGAGAUAUCCGCAUCUGAUGGAGGAGACGCAGGAGGAGGAGGACGACAGUGAGGUGGAUUACGACGAGACGGGCGACUCGUUCGAGGAUGUGAUACCGUUGAGGAACGGAAGAGAGGUCCGACGGUCCGGAAACCACGCGGCGAAACGGAGGAGUGCUUCUGCGCACGCUCCUGCCGUUGCGGUCAACUCGAAACGAAGCAGAAGUCGAGUCAUGGCACCGACCAUAGAUGAAGAGCCGGUAAUUGGUGAUAUUCCACGAAAUCAUAUUCUUUGAUUAGUUCCAGCACGAAGGAGGGACUCCGCCGAAGCGAUGUCGCGACGACGGAGGCCAUCCGGAGAUGACGACGACCACAACGACGACGACGACAACGAUACAGAACGCGCGUCAGGCGGCCACCUCCUUGCCGCGCAAAAUGUCGCGUCGCAGUCUCAGCUGCGGAAGUAUCCCGUCGUGCGAUCAGACGCCCGGCAUGCAAACGACGACCAACAACGUCGGAAUGGUGUCGGCGAUUCUGACUAAGAGCACGCUGGACGUUCGCUCGAUGAACAAACGGACGCCCGCGUGGACGGACGGCACCGUGCAAGAGAUUGCGCACAGGCCGCACACGUUCGUGGAGGCCGGAAUAAAAGCUGUUAGUUGGCGGCGCGGUGUAUUUUCCGCGGUAGAUGAACACUGAAGAUCAUUCUUGACCGUUAGCAGACAAAAUUAGUUUUCAAAAUCAUCAAUUUCGUACAUACAAGCAUUCUGAGCGUUCGAGCAACUGAAACUUUUGAGAAACACACGCAAUUUGCGUUUAAAAUUUAAAUUUUGCUCCAAAAUGUCGCGUUGUGCGUAGAAGCGCGCUUGCGGCAAGGGGAAACAUCGCAGGCGUAGAUCUUACAGAUGCGAAAGUGCGACAAGUGCGGAACUUCGCUGAUUCUGACCAACUCGUGGAAGUGCAAGGACUGCCAUCAGGUGGUGCACAAGAGCUGUUGCAAGUGAGCUUGUUUCCACGAGUAUUUGAGCUCAAUUUGAUCGUUUCCAGCAAGCUCCAUCUGCCGUGCAUACCUCGCCCGAAGAACCUGAUGACUCCGAAGUCGACGAGUCGCAAUCAGAAGCUCGAGUACCGGCUCCAGGACUUUUGCACGCUCGCCAAGCCGAUGAUCCCCUCGGCGGUCAUCCAUUGCGUCGUGGCCUUGGAAGCGCACGGCCUCGGCCAGGAGGGUCUUUACCGAGUGCCCGGGCCCAUCCGAACGGUCACCGCGCUGCUCGAUGAGCUCCGUUCAAAGACGGUGCCGAAUGUGAGCCUUCAAGACGUCGAGGUAGUCACCGAGACCCUCAAACGCUUCCUACGGGAACUCCGCGACCCCCUGGUGCCUCGAACGUCCCGCCAGGAAUUCAUCGCCGCCGCGACAAUGUUCGCGACGGACCCGGACGAUGGACGACUCGCUCUGAACAAGGCGAUCUGCGAACUGCCGCACGCGAAUCGCGACACGAUGUCCUAUCUUUUUGUGCAUUGGCGGAAGGUCAUAUCGCACUCGGACCGCAACAAAAUGACCGCGGAGAACAUGGCGAGAGUGCUGGCGCCGUGCGUGAUGGGACUUCCGAAGGUGACGCAGCCGUCGGUGAAUCGCGACGUUCGGGACUGCGAGAGGACGUUGAUGGCGUUGUUCUCGUUCGACGAUGUCAGUUCAUUGCCCUCUUUCCCGCAAUCCACUCUUCUUCUUUUCAGAUCUACUGGCAACGUUUCCUGGGCACAUCGGCCGCCGCCCUCGCCGCCACCGCCCAUCCCAUCGAGUCGAUCCGUCAGGAACGUGUGGCCCUGUGCGAUCGGAGCAUCCUCGGACCGGUCUCCAAGUCGCCGGGCACCCCACUGAUCGCCCGACCCGCACAAAUGACCCGCCAACGUGGCGCCAAUAUACUCGGAUCAAUGCGCGACGAAUAA